Molecule: messenger RNA, 2640 nt
Organism: Prunus avium (sweet cherry)
Lineage: Eukaryota; Viridiplantae; Streptophyta; Magnoliopsida; Rosales; Rosaceae
Source: RefSeq, a predicted model, not a curated record
AUGGAUGGAUUUAGCGGCUACAAUCAGAUUAAGAUGUCGCCCAAAGAUGCUGAGAAGACGGCCUUCCGGCCACCAUAUGGAAAUUUUUAUUACACGGUCAUGCCAUUCGGUCUUAAAAAUGCUGGCGCCACCUAUCAAAGAGCCAUGAUAGCAGUGUUUCAUGAUAUGAUGGGGAAAGAGGUGGAAGACUAUGUGGAUGAUCUUGUGGUGAAGUCAAAAACUAGAGAAGGCCAUCAAGAGGUGCUGAGGAAGGUGCACCAGCGCGGCAUAGACGUGGAUCCCGAGAAGACCAGAGCUAUAAACUCUCUCGCACCGCCUAAAAGCCUAAAGGAAUUAAAGAGUUUCAUGGGAAGACUGUCAUACAUUCGACGCUUCAUCCCUGGCCUCGCUGCCACAAUGAGCACUUUCACUCCUUUGCUCAAGAAAGGAAAGCCGUAUGUAUGGGGCAAGGAGUGCCAGGAAGCCUACUUGAAGGUACAACGAAUAAUCACCAAGCUGCCCACCAUGAGAGCGCCUAUUCCGGGACUUCCCCUCAAGCUUUAUCUAGCUGCAACAAACACAGCGGUAGGGGCCUUACUUGCCCAGGAUGAUCAUGAAGGCGAAGAAAGUCCCAUUUAUUAUGUGAGUAGACAAUUGAGAGGUGCUGAAACAAGAUACCCAAAAACCGAUCUCUUGUGCCUUGCCCUUGUCUAUGCUGCGCAACGCCUGCGACAUUACUUCCUUGCUCACAAGCUGCAGCUCAUGGUGAAAUCUGACCCCGUAAGAUACUUGCUCACGAGGCCGGUGCUAUCUGGACGUCUUGCACGCUGGUUGCUACAACUAUCCAAGUUCGAUAUCACAUGCGCAGCUCCCAAGGCCAUUAAGGGGCAGGCUGUAAUUGACAUGUUGGCUCUAUUUCCUGAGAUAGAAGAAUCGACCCUUUCCGAGGAGGUUCUGGGGGAGCUGCCGGAAGUAGUUGCUGCAGUUACAGAAGAGGAGCCAUGGAUCCUUUACUUUGAUGGGUCUUCUACGUCAAAAGGUGGAGGAGCAGGUGUGGUGCUCAUUAAUCCAGAGGGACAGGCUACAGCCCUCUCGUUCAAGCUAAAUUUUCCAUGCACAAACAACACGGCAGAAUAUGAAGCUUUUAUUAUGGGAAUGUCUAUAGCAAGAGAGAUGGGUGUGGAGAAAAUCAAGGUUAUUGGGGAUUCAAACCUGGUGCUAAGUCAAUUACAAGGGAACUUUGCUGUGAAGGAGGCGACAUUGGCACCAUAUCGUACGACGGCAGAAAAACUUACUAAUUCUUUCAAGCAAGUUGUGAUGGAGCACAUUCCCGGAAUCACUAAUAGAUAUGCUGAUGCACUGGCUACAUUGGGAUCGAAGCUCUCAUUUGUCGAAGAACAGCCUAACAUCACUGUGAUAAAAAAAGAUGUAUCGGUAGUCGAAGCAAUGUUCCAGGAGGAGCUGCCGGAAGCAGAAGAUGAUUGGAGGAAAGCUCUGAAGGAGAAGAUGAGCAAGGGAAGCGACAUCAAAGAAUUAAAGGAUUACACGAUCAUCUUUGGAGAGCUCUACAGGCGCCUUCCGGGGGGUAUUUUGACUCGGUGUAUAGGAAUAACAGAAGCGCGAAGAAGGUUGCAGUCUAAUUGCCCCAGGUGUUCUACAAUACCCUCCACCGAAGAAUCUUUCACUAUUUCACUCGCAGAGGAUUGGAGAGCUCCUUACUUAGCAUUUUUCGUCGAAAGGACUCUACCAACCGAUCCCAGGCUUGCCUACAAGCUCAAGAAGACAGUAAAAAGGUAUUUUGUAGACGGGUCGACGCUUUACCGUAAGGGGUUUAAUGGCGAACCAUUGAGAUGUUUGGGAGAGUCAGAGGCACGUCAGGUCAUGCAAGAAAUACAUGCUGGAGAGUGUGGAGAGCACCAGGGAAUGAAGAGGCUUCACCGGCAGCUGCUGAGUGUUGGGUUUGGAAUUCCAUACAAAAUGGUCACUGACAAUGGCACUCCUUUUGUUAACAAACAAGUGAGCUCAACACUUAGCGGCUAUGGUAUCAAGCAUCGCCGCUCCACACCUUAUUACCCACAGGGAAAUGGUCAAGCUGAGGCUACAAACAAGACCAUAUUGAGGAUUUUGAGCAAAAUGGUACACGAGUACGAAGGAGGUUGGAGCGUUCACCUGCCGGAUGCCCUGUGGGCUUACCGCACCUCUCCAAGAAGCGCUACAGGUUUUUCGCCUUAUUCUCUUGUGUAUGGGUCUGAUGCCAUUUCACCCGUAGAAAUCACCAUCCCCACGGCCAGAGUAUCGGCUGUCAAUGAUCUCGAAUGGGAUAUGAAGUCAUGCUCAGAUUGGCGCCUAUUAGACCUCGAAGCUGUCGAUGAAAAAAGAGCUGAAGCCGAAAGAAGAACAUCGCUUUCCCACAAAACCAUUGCACAAGCUUACAACAGAACAGUCAAGCCGCAAGCCUUCAAGCAAGGGGACCUCGUGCUAAAGGUCGUCGAGCAUGUGAGGAGACAAGUAUCGGGGCCUUCCAAAUUUGCUCCGCAAUGGGAAGGGCCAUUCGCAGUCAAAGAAGUUUACAGCAGCGGCUAUUAUCGCUUGAUCUCUGUCAAAGAAGGCAUGCUAACGGAUCCCAUCAACGGGAAGUGGCUCAAACCGUACUACUGCUAA